GAUAACGUAAAAUUUUGUCCGGAGCAAAUAAGUACUCCGUAUAGAAGGAAUAUCAAAUCAAAGUGCUUCGUUCAAUAUAUUCAUUCAUUAUUGAUUGAGAAGGCUACACGUACACCCAACUCGGUGACAGACUGGCAAGUGGAUUGCAGAGAAAGAUUUUGAACCGCCACACUACACACAGUAUUAUAUAUGAGCUUUUAAUUAAGGAAACCAUUCGAAUGGUAUCCAUUAUUAUCCACCAUUCUCCAAAUUAAGGAAACCUCAUUACUAGGGAUUAUGAUAGUGUGCAUCUGAAGUAUUUACCAAAUGAAGUUUGAAAAAGAAUAUAGGAGACGAAUGGUGUCCGAGUGGGUAGACGCCUAUAUGGAUUAUGAUGGUCUGAAAAAAAUACUGCACGAAAUUGGCGUGUCUCAAGCUGAAAACAGGGAUCGGCAUGGAGAAGACAUCGAGGGCCAGGUGAUCAAAACUAGUCCCUCUGUUGGGAAUCGUAGCAGAAACCUCUUUUGGAGGAAUCUUUUCCAGUCAUCCGAAGAUACAUUAGAAAAGGCUGAGGUGAACUUCUUCAAAAAACUCGAUGAAGAGCUCAACAAGAUUAAUGCAUUCUAUAAAGAUAAGGUCGAAGGAGUUUUGAACGAAGCAACCGAGUUAAACAAGCAAAUAGAUGCAUUCUCUGCAUUGAGAAUUAAGAUGCAAAACCAUGCUAUCAAGGGGUCUGAUUCGGUGGAUGAUAUGGAACCUUUAAGAAUGAGAGCAAGAAAUGGAGACAAUUGCCAAGAAGGAUCUUGUGUAAAUAACAGCAGGAGUUGCAGGGGAAACAUGGAUCUCACAAAAGAUACAUCAAAUUCAAAUCUCGUGAAGACCCUUGAGCGUAGGAAGAUAAGAAACGAAGCUGGAAGUCCAACAUCGGCAAUAAGACGCAUUUCAAGAGGUCUGAACGACGAGGAAAGGAGUUUAAGUAAGGAAGAAUUGAAAGAGGUUGCACAACAAUUAAAAGUUACCUUGACCGAAUUUUACCAGAAGCUCCGGCUUCUAAAGAGCUUCAGCUUUACGAACCUCUCGGCGUUUGCUAACAUUAUGAAGAAGUAUGACAAGAUCACUUUGAGGCAUGCAGCUCGGUCAUACAUGAAAAUCGUGGACAAAUCUUACCUGGGGAGCUCUAAUGAGGUUACAGAACUAAUGAAUAGUACAGAAAACUUAUUCGCCAAACACUUUAAUGGAAAACGAAUUGAAGGAAUGAAGCCUUCGAGACAAGGAAGACGAAGAGAGCGAAACGGAGUAACAUUCUUUUCAGGCUUAUUUUCUGGUUGUUCGAUUGCACUUGUCGUUGCCAUUAUUCUUAUGGUGCGAGCGACGAGGUUUAUGGAGAAAGGACAGAGAACCUCUAAUAUGGAUAACAUGUUUGGACUUUACAGCUUGUUUUUGUUUAUAGUCCUACAUAUGCUCAUGUAUGCUGGUGACUUGUACUUUUGGGAGCGCUAUCAAGUAAAUUAUCGGUUCAUAUUCAAUUUCAAGAAAAGAACGGCAUUGGGCUAUCAUGAACUUUUUCUUCUUAGCACAGGUCUUGCAGUUCUAGCUCUUGCUAGUUUCCUAGCAAAUCUUAAUAUGGUUUUUGGCUCAAAAAUGGAAGUCCCCAAGAACUUCUCCAAGUCGAUGCCUUUAAUUGUUGCAUCGGUGUUUCUUGCAAUUGUUUUUCUUCCUUUCAACAUCAUUUAUCACACAAGUCGAUUUUCUUUGAUCAAACGUUUAUUUCGCUGCAUAUGUGCUCCCUUUUACAAGGUCACGCUCGCAGACUUUUUCUUUGCAGAUCAACUAACUAGUCAGAUUCAGGCAUUACGGAGUAUUGAGUUCUACAUUUGCUACUAUAGUCACAAAGGUAUCCCACAAGGACAAAGCAACUGCCAUGAUUAUAAAAUAUACAACAUUUUCUAUUCCGUCCUACCAAUCGUACCAUAUUGGUUCAUCUCCCUUCAGUGUCUUCGACGUUUGGUUCAAGAGAAGGAUCACAUACACGGAUAUAAUGCUCUAAAGUAUCUUGUAGCUGUAAUUGCUAUCAUCAUAAGAACAGUUUAUGAACUCCGCCAAGGAACUCUCUGGUUGGUGCUAGCUCUAAUCAGCUCGGCUUUAGCUGUUGCGUAUAAUGCAUAUUGGGAUAUUGUGGUUGAUUGGGGGCUCUUGCACUUGAAAUCAAACAAGCUUUUCCUGCGAGAUAAACGUUUGGUUUCACACAGGAGCGUGUAUUUUGUUGCAAUGGUCAUUAAUGUACUAUUAAGAGUUGCUUGGCUGCAGCUUGUUCUAGCAUUCGACAUACAUGGCUUCCGCAAGACAGCUAUUUCAAUCCUAAUUUAUUGUCUGGAAAUAAUUCGUCGUGGCAUCUGGAACUUUUUCAGGUUGGAAAAUGAACACUUGAACAAUGUAGGGAAAUUUAGAGCUUUCACAUCGGUUCCUUUGACAUCUAAUCACCAUGAUCGAAGCAAUGAUGAUGAUGAUGAUGAUGAUGAUGAUGAUGAUGUUGAUGAUGAAACAGUUGAUUGAUAAAUCAUUAUGUUUAUCCCUGUGCUAGGAUGCCAUGCCGAAUGAGGACUCGAGAAAGUAAGAAGGUUAGUUGCUAUUAGCAGGUAAUGCGGGUGCAUGCGACCUUUGAUCAAGUAUAACGAAGAUUUAUCGUACUUAAUAUUGUUAUACAGCCCAAAGUUGUUCCCCAGAUUGGCUAAUUUAGCUCUGAAGCGCUUAAUCAACUACUGAUAUUUAUGUCGAGCCCAGGGGGUGGCUUGGCAUACGCAACUCAGAAGCUUAUGUAACAAUUUUUUUUAGCUAUAUGAAGGUAAUGUAAGCUAAAAUUGUUGUAGUUAUGUAAUGCUAAUUUGUUGGGUGUAUAUCCUGGCAGUGAAGUUUGUGACACUAAUACACAAGUGAUGUACUCCUUUCAGUUCUGCGAGUUUGUUCCACAUGAAUUUUUGUGCUCCUUGAAGCACUAGCUAGCCAGUCUUCAGUUGGCAUUAUGUUGAUAAGAAUUUUGUUUCAAUCCUAGAAGUAGGUUGUUUUAUAUGAUCUUGAAUGUUAGCAGGAAGUCAAGCUUUGUUGUAAUUGUGAAAGCUUUUAAAAACGUUUGAUGAUUGGUUGUCAAUUGUUGGUUAUUAUAAUAGUAACAAUUGUUUGGGCACAUUUCACAAUUAGUUGUUAGCUAUUAGUAACUAAUAGUUGAUUGUUGGUAAGUUUAUUGAUUUGUUCGACUAGCUAAUAAUAUUGAUUUUUUUGUUAGUUGGUAAGUUAACUAUUUAAGUCAAAAGUCAAUCAUACAAUCUAUUAAAGAUGAAGUUUAAUUCCAUACG
This is a messenger RNA of Amaranthus tricolor (Joseph's coat), 3329 nucleotides long. RefSeq names its product phosphate transporter PHO1 homolog 10-like. NCBI's taxonomy places the organism in Eukaryota, Viridiplantae, Streptophyta, Magnoliopsida, Caryophyllales, Amaranthaceae. Gene Ontology annotation, cellular component: cytoplasm; plasma membrane; trans-Golgi network. The record is from RefSeq and is a predicted model, not a curated record. The transcript is spliced from 13 exons. Gene Ontology annotation, molecular function: inositol hexakisphosphate binding. The coding region runs from base 307 to 2532 and encodes 741 amino acids. Gene Ontology annotation, biological process: cellular response to phosphate starvation; phosphate ion transport.